CCGAAGACUCGUUCAUAAUGAAGUCUCCUUUUAGUGAUGUCGAUAUUCCAUUGGUUUCAUUGAGCAAAUAUAUAUUUGACGCUCAAGAAUCCUUUGCUGGGAAAACUGCGAUGGUGAGUACAGGAACAAACGACUGACUACUUAGUGUGGGGCUGCAUACAGCAAUUCCUCCACCCAAUGGUGGCUACAGCAGGAGUUCCUUCACCCAGUAUGAGGCUACAGCAGGAGUUUUUCUACCCUGUGCGGAGCUACAACAGGAGUUCCUUCACCCGGUGUUGAUCAACUGCAGGAGUUCCUCCAUCCAGUGUGGGGCUACAGCGGGAGUUUCUCCAUCAAGUGUUGAUGGUAUGACGGGUAAUAGCUACACGUUUGCAGAGUUUCGAGACUUGAGCAUGCGCUUGGGCAGUGCCCUCACGCGGCUUGAUAUAGGCCACGGGGAUGUGGUAGCCAUCGUGUCACCAAACUGCCCGGAGUUUCCAAUUGCCUUCUUUGGAGUGGCGUCCGUUGGGGCAGUCAACACCACCAUCAACAGCACCUACACUGCAGAGGAAAUAGCGAGCCAGUUGAUUAACUCCACUGCUUCAGCUGUUGUAACACAUCUGUAUUUACUACCCAGAGUAAAAGAAGCCUGUAAAGUAUGUAAAGAUAUACGUCACAUAAUUGUAAUUGGACCAGCAGAGGAAGGACAGUUAUCAUUACAAGAUCUUUUGAAGGAUGAUGGCACAGCAUUUCCACACAAUGUCCAGAUAAACCCACAAGAAGAUAUGGUAACCUUGCCGUAUUCCUCCGGCACAACGGGACUGCCAAAAGGUGUAAUGCUUACUCAUUACAACCUUGUUGCUAAUCUCCGACAAAUUGUACAUGAUGGAUUUAACACUCUAAGAUAUAACACUGGUGACUCUCAGGAGGUGUUCAUGGGCAUUCUACCAUACUUUCAUAUAUAUGGAAUGGUUCCUUGUAUGGGACUUUCGCUUAUUACUGGAUCCAAAACAGUAACACUGCCAAAUUUUGACCCAAAAUUAUUUAUUGAUGUUUUGGAAAAAUUCAAGAUCACAUAUCUUCAGACAGUACCUCCAAUUGUUAGCUUCUUGACUCACAACCCCCUGGUCAAACGUGACCAUCUGGACCCAGUUCACACCUUGACCUGUGGGGCUGCACCAGCUGGCCCAGCGCUUAUUAAUGACUUCUUUAAGAAAUUUGGUAACAGAAUUUGUUUCCAAGAAGGCUAUGGAAUGACUGAAACUUCUCCAGUGACACAUGCAACACCCAAAAUCAAUGGCGUACUUGGCUCUGCUGGAGUAGUUAUUCCCAAUACCAUGGCUAAGAUUAUUGAUCUUAAUACUGGCAAAAUCCUUGGACCUGAGAUGGGAGAAGGCGAACUUUGUAUAAAAGGACCACAAGUUAUGAAAGGAUACUUCAAAAAUGAAGAAGCAACAAGAAAUACAAUUGACAAAGAUGGUUGGCUCCAUACAGGCGACAUUGCCAGAAUUGAUGAGAAUCACAAUGUCUUCAUUGUGGACCGACUAAAAGAGCUCAUCAAAGUAAAAGGUUUACAGGUUGCUCCAGCGGAGUUGGAAGAUCUAAUAAGGAAGCAUCCAAGUGUAGCAGAUGUAGCAGUGAUUGGUCUUCCUCAUGAAAGGUCAGGAGAGGUACCAAGAGCCUACGUGGUAUUAGUGCCUGGCUCAAAUAUAUCUGAAGAAUCCAUUGCUGAGUAUGUUGCUAGGGAGGUUGCUCCUCACAAACAGCUCUCAGGAGGUGUAAAGUUUAUUGACAUCUUGCCAAAAUCUGCAACGGGAAAGACUUUGAGACGUGAACUGAGGGAAAUUGCUCUUGCACAAUAAUAAUUAAUUUUUUUUAUAAUAUAUUUUUAGUGUUUGAGUUUGUGUAUCUGUAGUUCACUGUCUUCCAAUGCACUGUUUAUUAUUUUGUCACUAAUAUAGUAAAAGAUCACUAAUUUUUGUUCAGUUUUUAUGAGUUUUAAGAUUACACCUUUUUAUAUAGUAAUGGAAGUACAGUACUGUACAUAUACAAAUUAUGUAUCUACAAAUAGUAUUCCUUACAGCUAUUAUUCAGUUACUUUCAAUUUUUUUUUAAAGAUUAGGCAUAUAUAGAUAUUUUACAGUGUACCAUACAGCUAUUAUUACAGAGUAGCCUUCAAAUAACAAUGCAAUUAGUUUAUUUAAGUAUAUAGGUGUACUGUAAUUACAAAAUGUUAUUCUUUUGUUUAUAGCAUUACAGGAUCUUUUACACCUGAUGACAGGGUCAUCCAUAAAUAUUCUCAUGUGUCAAAUGCUUCGUAUUUUGUCUUUUUCCAUAUAUUUCUGUUCGCUUAUUCUGGAAAUCUAGUUGGACUAGAAAUUAAAUAUUUUAUUUUAGCAUCUACACAUACAGUGGAACCUUGGUUCUCGAAUGACCCUCUUGUAGAAUUUUUCUGUUCUUGAGCUCAAUUUCUUCAACAAAUUUGACUCGGUAUUUGAGGUUUGCCUCGGUGAUUGAUGAUACAUUUAUGGGCUGACCGAGAACGUGGCGUGCUUCAGUUUUCCGCCUUGUGACAACUUCACUUGAAUUCGUUGUGAAGAAUUUCAUUGUUUUUGUGUUUUU
Molecule: messenger RNA, 2601 nt
Organism: Procambarus clarkii (red swamp crayfish)
Lineage: Eukaryota; Metazoa; Arthropoda; Malacostraca; Decapoda; Cambaridae
Molecular function (GO): CoA-ligase activity
Source: RefSeq, a predicted model, not a curated record